AGGAUUCCGUGGUGGAGCCUCGAGCACAAUUCCAACAUUGUUCCGCGCGAGUUAGCUGGUGACUUGUGUUGUGUUGGUCAAAAAACUUUUAAUUAACCUUGUUACUUUUACAAAACUACAGUAAACAAAGGAGUAUAAUGUUUCUAUCACGACAAUGAGUCGGACUGUGGAUUUUUAUUUCGUCUUCAAUGGGCGUUUGGUGUGACGUUAAGUUUCUGCGGCUUCAUUCCCAACAGGAUGCGGGGAGUUCGAGGCAGGACGGACGCGUGCGCCGUGAUGGGAUGGGAUUAAACUGACGCUCCUCUGGAUGUGGACUGCAGGGAGGUGAAACCAUGGCGACAGGUCGGAGGAACGACGAGGACGAGGCGAGUUACCGCGCCAACACCCCGCAGUGUGAGGACAUGUGUGAGCAGAAGGAGUCUCCGGUGUCCGUGUUCCAGUCAGAGGACGAGGCGUUCUUGUGGCCCGGGAUGAAGACAGUGCGGUUACGGCGCACAGCGAUGGGCUUUGGUUUCACCCUGCGGCACUUUAUUGUGUACCCACCUGAGUCUGCUGUACACUCCACUUACAAGGACGAAGACGGGGACCAUCGAGGACGAGCCCGGAGCAGACUGGAGCCCAUGGACACCAUCUUUGUGAAGCAGGUUAAAGAGGGAGGGCCUGCACACGGAGCCGGACUCUGUACAGGAGAUCGAAUAGUGAAGGUGAAUGGAGAGAGCAUCAUUGGGAAAACGUACUCCCAGGUGAUUGCAGUGAUCCAGAACAGUGACACCUUUCUGGAGCUGAGCGUGAUGCCGAGGGAUGAAGACAUAUUACAGCUGGCGUACUCGCAGGAUGCUUACCUUAAAGGUCAUGAUGCCUACAGCGGAAACGCUCGCCACAUCCCGAAGCCACCUCCCGUAUGUUACCCUCGAGUAGACUGUAAACCUCUCGGGAUGGCUGAGGCGACAGAAAUCGGCGCCACAGGGGGGCUGCAGUCGGAUUUGGGAUACCGCAUGGAGAUUCCAGUACCACCUUCUCCUCCACCGAGGAUCCCGAAGACGCAAACGGCGGUGUGUGUGUGCAAUGAAAGUGUUCGGACGGUGGUGGUGCCGGCGGAUGUCCAUGUGGCCCACAUGGUUCCCACUGUUCCCGAUCCUAUGCUGAUGAGAACGAGGUCAUAUCUUCACCCACGCAAACCUGACCUGUAUUCUCCUGGUUACCAUGGAGAUUCGUAUGCUGUUCCACCGCCUCGUUAUCACCCGUCUUCUUCAUCCGUAUCUCCGGCUUCCCAUCAGAAUAUCGACUGGCGGACAUAUCAGACUUACAGGGAAUACAUCGACCACAAAGGCCUCCACGCGUACAGUCGGACGAUCCAGGAGCGCUUGGACAGUUUGCGUGCUGCUGCUGCUGCUUCUCAGACUUCUUCAAAUUUUGCGCAAAAAUCUACUUGGGGCAAUAAAGUCCGACGCAGGAGUACGUCCCACGACCGGUCCUAUCAAGGACCCCCUAUGCUUCCGCCUCGCAGUGCCUCCCAGGACCGGAUGACAGGGGUGGAAAGAGUGUCCAGAGCACAAGACUGGCCUCCUCGGAGUGUCUCGGACGGAAUCAUUCGGAAUGCUCGUUUUCAUUCCACGGACUACAUCGAGCACGGUGAAAUGGCUCCGUGGCCUGUCGAGCGGAGAGGUUACGGCAGGACAGAACAAGGGCCGUGUCCUAAUCGGCAGCCCGCUCCCCAGAGACCGGGGAUGUAUCAGAAUUCUUACGGAAACAGCGUCCGUGGUAGGUCUGGGCCACAUCAGCUGAGCUGUAGAACGGACAUCCCGCCUCCUGUCGUUUCUUCCGACAGAAUUUCACGUGCCAGCAAAAGUCAGUCCAAGGAGGUGCAGUCAUGUAAAGACCAAAGACUUUUCAGUAAUCAUGUUACAGUUUCGGCGGAUAGCCAGCAGUCCAGGACUCGUGCAGAGACAAUGCAAAGUACAGAACCGGUUAAAGAAUCCUCGGUGAAUCAAAGGUCAACCUCCUGCUCCGUACCUACGCCUCAGAGGCAAACUCGGGGCACAAGGAUCCACCCGCGGGAUCUCAAGGGAAUACCGGUGAACGGGUGCAGUCCUGUGGAAGGUGUGGUGAUGCGAGAAAAAACAGCAGGGAAAAUUGCACCGCUACGCCAUCCUUCCUACAUUCAGGCGCAGGAGCAUCAGGGCUCCCUGUUUAGCUCUGCUAACCUGAACGAAUCGCUCGACGCCAUCCCCUUCAUCGACGAGCCGGCGAGCCCGAGCGUGGAUCAGGACGGCAGUAACAUCUCCGCUUCGGCUGUGAUCUCCGCGGCUCAGAGCGCGGCGGCCGACUCUCACGGCUCCGACACGCCCAGCCCUCACAUGCGCAGGCAGCUGUCUCACGACCAGGAAUCGCUCCGGAGCGCUAUCCUAGAACAGAGUGGAAGUAAAACAGAACGCUCCAAAUCGUACGACGAAGGUUUGGACACGUACAGGGAGGAGGGGCGACGGCGUUCCAGUAAACCCAGUCUGAAGGUGUUCAGGAAGGCUCUGGACGGUCACAAAUCGUCGGACGAGUCCAGCUCCAGGAGGGACUCCAGCUCGGACAUCUUCACGGAUUUCUUUAAGGAGGGUUGGCUGCAUUUCCGUCAGCUCAGCGUGGAUAAGAACAAACGUGUGGGCGGAGGAAUGCGGGCGUGGAAGCAGAUGUAUGCGGUGUUGCGAGGCCACUCCGUCUUCCUUUAUAAGGACAGAAAGGAGGCUCACGUACACUCGCAGCUCGACGAAGAUCCGCAGCAGGUGAGCAUCAAAGCCUGCCUCAUCGACAUCUCCUACAGCGAGACCAAGCGCAAAAACGUCUUCCGGCUCACCACGUCCGACUGCGAGUACCUGUUCCAGGCCGAGAGUCGCGAUGACAUGCUGUCCUGGAUACGAGCCAUUCAGGAGAACAGCAACAUGGAUGACCAGAACGCUGGUGUAACGAGCACCGACCUGAUCAACAAGAAGAUUAAAGAGUACAUCUCCAUGAGUGCUCCUACUAGUAAGACAGAACCUUCACCCAAAGCUUUGCGACAGUCUCUGAGCAUUAAACACACCCUGCUGGGGGUGACAGGGGGCAGGAGUCAGAGCACACACUCUCCCAGGACCGAGCAGGAGAGGAGCAGUAAAGACGACUCCAGUCCACCACGGGACAAAGCUGCCUGGAAGAGAGGAAUCCCAGGGCUGAAGAAGAAGCCACAGGAGAAGAAGCCCACAGCUGGUGUGAUGUUCGGAGUGAGACUGGACAACUGUCCUCCUGCACAGGACAACAGGUUUGUUCCUCUGAUAGUGGAGGUGUGCUGUAAGCUGGUGGAGGAGAGAGGGUUGGAGUACACAGGGAUCUACAGAGUCCCCGGGAACAACGCAGCCAUCUCCAGCAUGCAAGAGGAGCUGGACACCAAGGGGAUGACGGACGUGGACCUGCUCGAUGACAAAUGGCGGGAUCUAAACGUCAUCUCCAGUUUACUCAAAUCCUUCUUCAGGAAACUCCCAGACCCUCUGUUUACUAACGAGAAGUAUUCCGAUUUUAUUGAGGCGAAUCGAACGGAGGACGGCGUGGAGCGGUUAAAAGUGUUAAAGAGACUGAUCCAUGAGCUUCCUGAGCAUCAUUAUGAAACCCUGAAGUUCCUGUCUGGUCAUUUAAAGACCGUCUCUGAGAACUGUGAGAAAAACAAGAUGGAGCCUCGUAACCUGGCCAUCGUGUUCGGCCCGACGCUGGUCAGAACCUCAGAGGACAACAUGACACACAUGGUCACUCACAUGCCUGAUCAGUACAAAAUCGUGGAGACGCUCAUUCAGCAGUAUGACUGGUUCUUCUCAGAAGAUGGAGAUGAAGAACCUGUAACGUCUGUGGAGCAGGAGAGCACGGUUCAGUCUCAGCCGGUUCCCAACAUCGAUCACCUGCUGACCAACAUCGGCCGCACCGCUCCCUCACCUGGAGACGUAUCAGAUUCAGCCACCAGUGACUCUGCUAAAUCAAAGCAGGGCUCCUGGGGCUCAGGUAAAGACCAGUACAGCAGAGAGCUGCUGCGCUCGUCCAUCUUCGCCAGCCGCAAGCGCAAAAAACCCAAAGACAAACCUCAGAUGAGCAGCUCGGAGGACGACCUGGACGCCAGCUUUUCCAAGAAAGAACUUCAGGAGGAGAGCGAGAGGAACCGUGAGCGGAGCGAGGAGGUGGAGAGCGAGACGGGAGCGUGUGAUCAUCUAGAGAAAUCGGAGCGGUCGGAACAGAGCGUCGACGUUCCGACCGAAUUUAAAUCCGACAUCCUGCCUCUGAAACCGCCGCAGUUCGAUAAAUCCGGCGAGUCUCCUAAAAGACACCGAGCGCAGAGAGAGAGGGAAUUGGUGCGUCAGAAUUCGCUCUCAGAUCCACCGUCUACGUCGUACGAUGAAGGCUGCGUGUCUGAUUUGGGAACGCUGAACAGCACGAGCUCUCAGGCGUCCGGGCCCAGAGUCAGACAGGGCAGGAUUCCGGGUCCCUGGACAGAGAACGCAGGAGCCGAGGUGUGCAGCAUCACGUCCGAUUACUCCACCACGUCGUCCAUGACGUUCCUGACAGGGAUCGAGUCCACCGCGCUGAGUCCGGCUCACGACGCUGACGACGAGAGGAGCGAGCUCAUCAGCGAAGGCAGGAACAUCGAUUCGGACAGCGAGAGCAACUUAUCCGUGUUCGCUCUGACCCGAGACGACGGAGAGUCCGAAGACGUUUUAUCCGUGCGAGAAGAAUGUGGGGACUCGCCUUUUCAGAAUUCCCCCAGCCUCCUGGUGUCACAGCGCAUCGUGGCUGGGGACACGUUAGCGCGGAAGAGAGGAAGUCGGCAAAAAACGGACAGCGAGUCGUCGACCGACGGCGGACGCAGCGAUAAAGAGUCAAGGAUCUCCAAAAUGCUGGAUGUCGUCAAGGGGAAACCCGGCAGCAGUGAAAACGAGUCCGUGUGGCGAAUCAAAAUCACAGAUCGCCUUAAGUGCAGACUCCGUGCUUCUGCCGACGACAUGUUCGGUGUGGGAUCUCAGCGCACUAGAUCCCCCGAGACGCGUAGCAAACGCAAGACCAACAUACGCCGCCGGCACACCAUGGGCGGCCAGAGGGACUUCGCCGAGCUGUCCGUCCUCACCGGCUCCGAGCUCUCGGCCAUGGAUCGCUUAAAACCCAAAUGCAGCUCACAGGACUUCUCCAUUGCAGACUGGAUCGUCAGAGAACGCCACCGCACAAGCAACCCGGAGGUCAGCCUGGAAAACUCGGACCUUUUCACCUCGGGGGCCUUGGGAUCCGGUUCGGGAAUGUUAAACGGAGAAGCGACUGUGGCUCAGCUCAAAAGCUUCAGCUUGGCCUCCGACGCUCAUCCACACAAACUGUCCGGGGUUCAGGUGGUUCGCUCGCGGUUCCAUCAGUACCUGUGAAGGAACACAGCCGGUUCUGAUCGGGUUCUGAUACUGACUGAAGUGUGAGUGAGCGUGUGGAAAGGUACUUAAAGCCAGGAGUUAUUUUUUUUAUACUGGAUGUAAAAAAAAAAGUGAAGAAGGAAGGUACUGACGAAGGUUUCUGGUGGUCAGGAGGAGGUUUUUCACCUCCCUCUGACUCCCAGAAUCUGUUUUUAAUUAUUUCCUGUAAACGAAUGAAUUGUGAUUCGACUCGAGGUCUCGGAGUGAAGAGGAACGUCUCUCGCUGUCAGACCUGAAGAGCCCCAGUGUUACCGCCCCGUUUAACAAUUCCACUGGAAUAACCAUGAUGAAUAACGUGAUUUUAGUAAAGUUUCUCUGACGACUUGUUUUGGCAAGUGUAAAGUCUCAACCCAACCAAAAUGAAGAAUGUAUCUAUUCUCUGAUCUGCUUGCUCUAUCGCUUCAUUCGCUCUCUCUCUCUCUCUCUGUUUUUAUUUGUACAUAGCUCCUUACUUUUAAUGUACUUGUAAUGAUUUUUUUUUCCAGCGUUUGAACUUUUGUGUAGUGGUGUUUUUUUUUUUUUAUAAAUAUAAAAAUUAAGGCAUCUCUCACGUUGCCACUUACACGUUCAGUCGUACGACCAUCCAAAAAAAAAUGAUUGAUAAAAGUAAGAUUUGCGUUAAGAAAUUGUGCUGGAUCUGUGCUGGAUCUGUGCUGGAUCUGUGCUGGAUCUGUGCUGGAUCUGUGCUGGAUCUGUGCUGGAUCUGUGCUGGAUCUGUGCUGGAUCUGUGCUGGAUCUGGAGUUUCUUUUCCCAUCAGCUCCACCAGAGGGCGCUGGUUUGUGUUUAAUAGCUGAUCUCGAACACCGUUUCCCUGCGUCGAGAAAAUCUCCUCACUCCAUACGUGUACGUCACGUGUACUGACGUGUAAAGACAGAAGCUGAACAUUUACCUAAAUAAAGCUAGAGGGCAGUUGGUUCAGCUUCUGAUCCACAAAUACAAGAGAAAUGUUGAUAACUGUUACACCAGAGGGCUUAAAGGUGAUGUAAUGUGGGAACCACGUGAGAGUCAAGCACGUAACAAGAGACAAAAACACAGGCCACGCCCACAAGAGACUAACUAGGGAGUAGCGUGACGAUUGUGAACACGUGAUUGACAUCAACACUCCUCACAAGAGGCUUUUUAUUGCCUUUAAAAUGACGACUAAAUCACAUCGCUUUAGUUUUUAAUUCUCGCUGCAGGGAAACGUGGUGAAAUUCACACAGAGACCGAACACCUGCGUACCGUCUGUACAUCUGUUCGCAUUCCACUUCUGUCUUAACACCUUUUUUUAUUCUAAACAAACAAUCUUUGCAUUUCAGCGUUUUAGACUUUUGUGUAAAAUUGUGACACGUCUCUCCCGUCACUUCACUCGUCACCAUGGUGACCGGUGUCUAGACUGGGCGGGGCCGAGGGACCGGACUGGACCACGUGCUUCAUCUCUAGGGUGUGUGUGUGUGUGUGUGCGUGUGUGAUUGUGUGCGUGCGUGUGUGUGGGGUCUUGUUUGUUUUUUUUUCUAUCAUGCCCUGUUCAUGGAUGUGGACAAAUGAAACACUGGAAGAAACAACAAAUAAAAAUAAAAACACUUUGUGUGUGAACAGGA
This is a messenger RNA of Tachysurus vachellii, 7037 nucleotides long. It is a transcript of the gene arhgap21b, whose product is annotated as Rho GTPase activating protein 21b. Gene Ontology annotation, molecular function: phospholipid binding; protein binding. The transcript is spliced from 25 exons. Lineage: Eukaryota; Metazoa; Chordata; Actinopteri; Siluriformes; Bagridae. The record is from RefSeq and is a predicted model, not a curated record. Gene Ontology annotation, biological process: signal transduction. Bases 333 to 5414 code for a protein of 1693 amino acids.